AAAGGAACCAGCAAAACGUUGAGUUUAAACGCGGUAUUCUGUGUUUAUUUGGAUAAAAUGAAGCCAAUUUUCUGUUCUAAUUUGUUAAAUUGAUAUCUGUUUGGUUUUUCUACCGAUAUGGCCACUCUUGGAGGGUUCAUUGUAGGAUUUGUCUUCAUUGUAGUUGUUUUUGCGGAUGAGAAAGUGAUCGAUCGAAACGAACUGCCUAUGCAGAAGAAACGAGGCGAAUGCGUGACCUUUACAGCCAAGCAUUAUUACCCAUUACUAAAGGAAAAUCAAACCAACAUCAAGUGGUUCAAAUACUCUACCGAACUGUCCAACGAAACCAAAAAAGAAUUAAAAAUAUAUAAGUUGACGUCAAGCGAUUCAGCGUUGUACUACUCAGAGAUGCAAACAGAAGGAGGGAAAGAAGUGACAAGAUACUGGUUGACCGUCGAAGACUGUGAUAUAAAUGAGAAGGACAACUAUUUGUGA
This is a messenger RNA of Exaiptasia diaphana, 474 nucleotides long. RefSeq lists its product as uncharacterized. Lineage: Eukaryota; Metazoa; Cnidaria; Anthozoa; Actiniaria; Aiptasiidae. The record is from RefSeq and is a predicted model, not a curated record. The coding region runs from base 118 to 474 and encodes 118 amino acids. The transcript is spliced from 4 exons.